Messenger RNA from Trichoderma virens Gv29-8, 2496 nucleotides. RefSeq lists its product as uncharacterized. Gene Ontology annotation, biological process: vesicle-mediated transport; intracellular protein transport. The record is from RefSeq and is a predicted model, not a curated record. Gene Ontology annotation, cellular component: membrane coat. Bases 105 to 2441 code for a protein of 778 amino acids. Lineage: Eukaryota; Fungi; Ascomycota; Sordariomycetes; Hypocreales; Hypocreaceae. The transcript has 3 exons.
ACCUUCUUCCUCCCAACCCCCACGCGACCAGCCACGAGCCCCAUUCCGGCUUCAACAACCGCUGCCAAGGGCCAUUUCGCCUCGUCCAACCACGGCCAGAGACAAUGGAGUCAAUAUCACGAAUCUCUGGCCUCCUGGAGGCUGCGAGAGAACUCACCCUCGAUGCCGCCCAGGCCACGCGCGGCGUCCGCACGAGCUCCAAGCUGCUCGACCGCAACCAGAUGCGGAAGCUGCUCGACAGCCGCAACGAGAGGGAGGUGUUGGAGGGACUGCGGCGUGUCAUAGCAAUGAUGUACCGUAACCACAAAACCUUACCCUUCUUUUCAUCCGUCGUCAAAAACGUCGCCUCGCCCAAUCUCGAAAUCAAGAAGCUCGUCUACAUCUACCUCAUCCACCAUGCCGAGCAAGAGCCCGAUCUCGCCCUGCUCUCCAUCAACACAAUCCAAAAGUCGCUCUCCGAUACAAACCCUCAAGUCCGAGCCCUCGCACUGAAAACCAUGUCCGGCAUCCGCGUGCCCGUCAUCAGCCAGAUUGUGUCGCUUGCCAUCAAGAAAGGCGUCGCCGACAUGAGCCCCCUGGUGCGCAAAGCCGCUGCUCUUUCGAUCCCGAAAUGCUAUCGGUUGGACCCGAGCCAGUCUCCCCAACUGUUGGAAUAUUUGGCAACGCUGCUAGGUGAUAAGCAGUAUUACGUUGCUGGCGCCGCAGUCUCGGCCUUUUUGGAGAUUUGCCCCGAAAGGAUCGACAUGAUACACAAGCAUUAUCGUGGCUUGGUCAAGAAGAUUGUUGACAUGGAUGAAUGGAGUCAGCUUGCUACGCUCAAGCUCAUGACAUACUAUGCACGAAAAUGCUUCCCCCGACGGGCUCAGCCAGCUACCACAUCCGAAGCUCCUCCAACGCAGACCCAAGGCACGAUCGAUGACUUUUAUGGGGAAUCAAGCUCACCCAAGCCCGCCACACACUCGACAUUGCUAGACCCUGAUCUGGCCCUACUGUUGAAUGGCAUCAGACCUCUUCUGCAGAGUCGAAACUCAGGUGUUGUCGUUGCCGUCACAAGGUGCUACAUAGACGUUGGCACUCCGGAAUACGUAAAGCAUGCAAUUGGCCCAUUGGUCGCCCUCUUGAGAGGGGCUCAGGACAUACAGCAAAUUGCAUUGUACAACAUCGUUUCUGUUUGUCUUGUGCGCCCACUUGACUUUGUCAAGUAUGCAAGCCACUUUUUGGUCAGAUCGACAGACAGCGCGCCGAUAUGGGAACUAAAGCUUGAAGUGCUGGCGCUCAUCUUCCCCCACAGUCCCAUCCAUGUCAAGAGUCUCAUUCUGAAGGAACUGGAACACUUUUCGCAAGGAUCUAAUAAGGCCCUUGUACGCGAAGCAGUCAGAGCUAUUGGACGCUGCGCCCAGGCAGAUGCUGCCACAGCCCCCAGGUGUCUCAAAUUGCUUCUGAGCCAGAUCACCAGCUUAGAUGGAACUUUAGCUGCCGAGUCAUUGACCGUCAUUCGACACCUCAUCCAGCAAGAUGCAGACGCACAUGCGGGAACGGUAGUGCGCCUGGCGAAAAACCUUGACUCAGCAACUGACCCUCAAGCAAGAGCAACAAUCAUCUGGCUGGUUGGCGAGUUUUCCGGCCUGAAUGGGGAAGACAACAUCGCCCCAGACGUCUUUCGCAUUCUCCUCAAGGAUUUUGCUAGUGAAUCGGAGGCUGCAAAGCGUCAGAUAUUACUGCUCGGCGCCAAAGUCUAUCUCCACCACCUGAACCGCCAGAGCGAGGCAGAAAAGAAUAGAGUAGGAGAGGAUGAUCCUCCCCAGGAGUUAGAGAAGCACCCUAUCGAAAGACUAUGGGACUACGUCCUACUUCUUGUGAGAUACGAUGUCUCUUUUGAUUUGCGAGACCGGGCCCGCAUGUAUCGUGCUGUGCUCUCUGUGCCGCAACUUGCUACCUUGAUGCUGCUUGCACCAAAGCCGGCUCCUCAGGCUCCAAGCCCGUCGGAAUCGAGAAAGGGGUUCCUGUUGGGCUCCUCGACUCUUGUCUUGGCUGGAGGCGGUGGUCUGCACGGCCUCAGGGGUUACGAGACGCUACCUGAUUGGGUCGAGCCCGGCAAGGAGCCUGAUCCCCGUUUACGCGAAUCGGAAAAGGAUGCUACGACAGCCCGCUAUGACAGUGAUAGACCCACGAUAUCGGCGGCUGAUAAGCUUGACGAGAUUGUUAGAUCGGCACCAGUUAGCAAGUCGAAUGGUGUUGGAGAGAGUCUGAGGACGAAGACGUUGGAUGACUGGCUGGCUGAGGAGGAGGAGGAGGAGGAAGAAGAGGAGGAGGAGGAGGAGGAGGAGAGUGAAGAGGAAGAAAGCGAGGAAGAAGAGGGUGAUGACGAGGAUGACGAUGAAGAGGAAGAGGAAGAAGACAGCGAUGACGACGGAGAGACGGAUAGACUAGUCAAGUCAUGAUACUGAUGAUUUGAUAUGCACAUAUAUGAAUAUUAGAGCUCAAUGUUGAGAGGGG